This is a messenger RNA of Chrysemys picta bellii (western painted turtle), 2651 nucleotides long. The record is from RefSeq and is a predicted model, not a curated record. NCBI's taxonomy places the organism in Eukaryota, Metazoa, Chordata, Testudines, Emydidae.
GCUAAAGGAUGCAACAACCAGUUUGUGAUUAUUCUCUGGAACUGGAUGAAGAAACUUACCUCAAAGCAGAAUGUCAUCUAAACAAGAAGAUUGACCCACAUGAAGAGAAUGUUGAUUUGUCAGGAAACAGUGACUCAGAAAGUGACAUCUUCCAGCCCUGCGAAACAAGGGCUAUCUCAAUUGGUAUGGACUGUAAAAUGUCACCAGUUGGCUGCAUCCAGAGAAGAAGUUGCAGUGAGCCUCCAAUCCUGCUAAAGGUUCCAUCAAAGGAGCACGAGGAAAGCUACAGUGCAGCUUUCCAGUUUGACAGGCAUGCUCCAGGCAGAAUUUCCACCUCCCCAACGCUAAGGCGGUUAAGAAAUAACGUGGCCUCCGUCUCACAAGCUUCAGGACUUCAGGAGUGCUUUGAUGGCACUAGGUUGGGAAGCCAGAGGGAGCACGCUGGUUCACUGCGGCAUAUUUGUAAAAGUCCACCUCGGUGUACUAUGUACUAUUCCUCUUCCUCAUUUUCAUUACCCUCCUGCAUUCAUGAAAAAUUGCUGUCUUCCAAAGAAAACUCUGAAACUCCAUUAGCUGCUUUGGAGACUUUUGACCUCAAAUCAAAGCUACCACAUCGAAAAGAUCAGCUCAGCAAUGGUAGUUCUGAACCAGUGUUUCAAAAAGUGUGGACGGUCAACACUGCUACCUUGCCUGGGAGAGAACAAGUUUCCCAGCUUAACACUACUCAGCAGGCAUGUGCUCAGAAAAAGGAACUACUUAUAUCAAGUUCAUGUAGAUCAGCAGAACGCAGACGUAGCUCUGUGGUGGUAAGCUUGCCCGGACUUGAAGUGUUCCCUGGAGACCUCCUAGUGUCAGACGAUGCUGCUGACUACCUGCAACGCUCAUCAUUGCUGUUAAAUGCAGAGUCCAAAAAACCAAGGUGGCCGUUCGCCAGAAAAGGAGCUAGUAAAGACAAACAAAAACAAAUGUCUGAUCUGAAAAACUGUCUUUCAACCAUUAAGAUCACAGACUGCAGUGGAUACGAGUUUCACAGUUUUAAGAAUAAAACUUGGCAUGAAAUGAUAACGACUCAACAGACUGAGGAGAAAGACACUGAUGAUCCAUUAGAAAUGAGGAAAGAAGAAGCUAUGUGGGAACUUUUUACAAGUGAAUGCAGUUACUUUCUGGAUCGCUUACUGGUUCUCAAGAUGAUAUUUGUGAAUACGCUAAAAUACCUGCAAAACAAUGAGUUCCUCGUGGAUGUGGAUUUGUGGGGACUUUUUGCAAACUUGGAGGAGUUAAACCAGGUGAGUCUCAGUUUUGUGACUGAUUUUUUCAAAAUUAUAAAGGACCAUGUCACUGCAUCUGAAUCCUCCCUGGAUUUCAUCUCUGUACUCACAAAGUAUUUUCAAGGUAACCUCUGCCAGACACACCAGAUUUACUGCCUUCAUUACACCUCAGCCAUCUUUUACUUGGAGAACCUAAGGCAGAGAGAAGAUUUUGGAAUCUAUCUGAAAUGGUGUGAACAAAAUGAACAGUGCAAACGACUACAUCUGCCAGAACUGCUGGUGGCUCCUUUACACAGACUGACCCGAUAUCCCCUCCUCCUUAACAACAUCUGGAAGAGAAGCACUGAUGCAGCACAGAAAGCCACCAUCCUCUCUAUUAAGGAAAAGGUGGAAAAGUCCUUACGAGAUCUUGAAGGUAAAGUAAAAUGGCUGGACAAUUUUCAGAAAUUUAGGCAGCUGCAAGAGGUUAUAAUUUGGCCUCCACUUUGGGAUCGUGACAAAAAGUUCUCUCUCCCAGAGUGUCUGAAACAUAUUUUAAGAGAAAACAUGAGUGAAAACAUCUUGUCUUCCUCAAACAGACAGCUUCUUCAUGAAGGGAGGUUAACUCUUGCAGAAAGUACAAGGAUCCUUGAUGUCUACCUCUUUCUAUUCAAUGAUUUCCUAUUAAUUACCAAAACUAAACGUAACAAAAAGAAAUACGGGGGCUCAGACAUUGGUUUAAUACCUGUAUGCCCUUCCUUUUCUCCUGAGCUGCAGUCUUUGGUAAAAGAUGGUGGUUCUUGUACAGUCCUGGACCAGCCCAUUCCACUAGACAGACUGACACUCAAAAAUAUUGAUCCAUUCCAUGUGACAGUCCUUGGGCUGCAAAAUGCUUUUGUAAUACAACAUGAAAAUAGAUAUCAACAGUGCAUCGGAGUCUUCUUACUACAAGCACAAACAGAGACGGUCAAAAAAACAUGGAUGUCAGAGAUAGAAACUGCGGUCUCCAAUUAUGCCAACGGACACGAAACUCAGAAAAGCUCCUUUUUCUGUUUGCUAUCUGAAUCCUCUGAAAUUUAAUUGUGUAAAUGCAAAAUUGACAGAUCCAUUUUGAAGCCAGUUUACAUGGUGGUAGCAAAAUGAUUUCUUUUAACAAUCCUUGUUAGUUUCUGGUAACAAUGGCCCUAUGACCUGACUGGUUGGGGGCUGGGCAUGGUGCAUCUUGGCCAAAAUGGAGCUAGAAAUAAAACAGACAAGGUGGGAUAGUGAGCUCAGUGGAACAACUUAAUCAUUCUUGGGUGCCCUCUAGCUUCUCUCAGAGGAAGGCUCUGGCCCAGGGGCAGGCAAACUUUUUGGCCUGAGGGCCGUAUCGGGUUUCGGAAAUUGUAUGGAGGGCCAGGUAAA